CACGUGAAGAGUAAUGGACGAUCUCGCAUCGGAGCUGCCUCUAAAAGAGUACCCAAAACGGAUCUCUCCAAGAGAGCCUGCUUCCACUGCGAACGAUGAGGAGACUCGCGGAGAUCAUCGUAUCUCUUCUUCUUCUCCUUCUCUCAUGCCUCCUUCCGUCCGCCAUCGCUGGUCCCUCCGGCCCUGGGGAUGGGUACACCGUAGCAGGUCGCGUGAAGUUGGAAGGUGCAACAUCCAAAGGUUUUACUCCUAUGAAAACUUCAAAUACAAAAGUGAUACUUAAUGGUGGUCAGAGGGUCACUUUUCUUAGAGCAGAUGGUUAUUUUUCAUUCCACAAUGUGCCAGCUGGGACUCAUCUUAUCGAAGUGUCCGCAAUGGACUAUUUCUUUUCACCGGUUCGGAUUGAUAUUAGUUCCAGAAAUCCUGGUAAGAUCCAGGCUGCACUGACAGAGAAUAAGAGGCUUCUGCAUGAGCUAGUUUUGGAGCCUUCAAGAGAAGAGCAGUAUUAUGAGAUAAGGGAACCUUUUUCCCUAAUGUCUCUAUUGAAAAGUCCCAUGGGUUUGAUGGUCGGUUUUAUGGUGAUAGUGAUGUUCCUCAUGCCGAAGUUGAUGGAGAAUAUGGAUCCAGAAGAAAUGAGAAGAGCCCAAGAGGAGAUGAGGGCGCAAGGGGUACCUUCUCUCUCCAGCUUGUUGCCUGGGAGGAGCAACUAGAUUGCAGAGUUUUGUAUGACUCAAGCUAGGCUUCGCCGAUGACUUGGCUAUCUGAACGCUUGGGAAGAAAUCAUGAGGCUUGGAACAAAAACUUCUAUUAAAAUUGGAAGCUUAAUGCUUUUGUUCUUGCGUUUAUCACAAUUAAUGUUAGUGGCUCGCCGUUUGCCCUAUGAAAUUGAUAGGAAUGAUGCAGUGAUAACAGAUUUCAUCACAACUAAGCAUAGAUUGCAAACUUUGAAAAACCUGAGGAUGAUAUCCACAAACUGAUUCUAAAAGUGAGAGUGAUUGCUUUA
Molecule: messenger RNA, 1003 nt
Organism: Elaeis guineensis (African oil palm)
Lineage: Eukaryota; Viridiplantae; Streptophyta; Magnoliopsida; Arecales; Arecaceae
Product: ER membrane protein complex subunit 7 homolog
Cellular component (GO): EMC complex
Molecular function (GO): carbohydrate binding
Source: RefSeq, a predicted model, not a curated record